AUGACAAAUCUCACUCGCGGUGCUUUAGUUUUAACGUUAUUUUUCGGGUUCCUAAACAUUUUCUUGGCGUUAGGACAUGAAGAGAAUAGUGAGCAUAAAUACACGGUAUAUCAUAAAUUUCCACACCACACCGAAUAUUCAAAACGAGGAGAAAUUUUAUUAACAACUUCUCGUGCAACUGCAAAAUAUAUUGGCAAUGAGCCUGAAUUAUCGAUCGAGGAUCUUGAUCAUGAUUAUAAUUCAAGGAAAAGCAAAUUAUAUCUUGUAAAAAUAGUUGAUAAUGAGAACCCAAACCAUGUUACAAAAUCUUUCACCUAUUUGUGUUUGUUAAAAUCUUCAAAUCUUGAGGAUGAGAUUAUAAUUCAUUUGGAUAAGAAUAACAGAAUAUUUCAAUUUGAUUAUUACACAAGUAGCGAUCAAUGCAAUAAAACCAUUGUUCCGCAAUCUAGAGAAUUCAAAACAACUGUUCAAACCAUCAAGGCGAUAGAUGGUGUUAUGUGGUAUUUCAUACCAAUUGCUAUAUUAUUACUAACCGGAGGUGCAGCUGAAGAACCUCAACAAGGAGGACAACAACAACAGCAACGAGGUGGACAAGCUGCUCGACCUGCACUUAGUGUUUGGGGGUCUAGCUCAGAUGGUAGAGCGCUCGCUUCGCAUUAUCGCGUGAAUGCGAGAGGUACUGGGAUCGAUACCCAGGUCCUCCAUUUAGUCGUGCCCUAUUACCUUGAUCCAACUAUAGCAGCUCAGACUUUAGUCAUUAAUAGAGAGUCUGGUGAAUGCUUACUGGACGGUGCUAUACCCGACCCAUCCGCACACGCAGAAGCUCUAACAAUAUAUGGAGUUUUGGGUAUUAUCAAUUUAUUAGCAGGCGAAUAUCUUAUAGUCAUUACUGGACGUGAACGUAUUGGAAGGUUGGGCAAACAUGAUAUUUUCCAUGCGAAUCAAUUUAGAAUUCUUCCAUUUGCGAAAAAUAAUAACCGAUUAUCUGAAGCGCAGGCUCAGGAUGAACAACGUUAUCUGUCGCUUGUGGAAAGUCAUCUCAGAUCUGGAACAUACUAUUUUUCUUAUACCUAUAAUCUUACCCACACCUUACAAAGGCAGGCACAAUUGGGUGACUUGGCAACUAAACCUUUAUGGCAAAGGGCCGAUGAAAGAUUCUUUUGGAAUCGUUACUUACAGGCAAAACUUAUUGAUAUUACCACUAACAAUCCCGAUCAAGAUACUGAACAAAUUAUUCUAUUGGAUCCCAUUGAGGAUGGUAAAGCACCCACUUCUUUUGAAGGCAAAAUUAAAUUAUCUUACGUUCAAACUCGUGGUUCUGUUCCUAUUUAUUGGGCUCAGGUUAAUAAUAUCAAAUACACACCAAAAUUGCAAAUAAUGGAUUUACCUAAUACGCUUGAAGCUUUUCGUCGACAUUUUGAUGAACAAAUCAAAAUCUAUGGAAAUCAAAUCUUGGUUAAUCUUGUUAAUAAAAAGGGUUACGAAUCUGCUGUGGGAGACGCGUACGAGAAGGCUGUGAAACAAUUAAAUGAUUCCAGAAUACUAUACUAUCACUUUGAUUUUCAUCAUGAGUGUAGCAAAAUGCGAUGGCAUAGAAUUCAGAUUUUGCUUGAUGCUAUUGAAGAAGAGUUAAUUCAGCAAGGAUAUUUCUAUGCCGAAGAUUCACCUAUCAAAUUUCAGACAUCUGUUAUUCGUACAAAUUGCAUGGAUUGUCUUGAUAGAACUAAUGUUGUUCAGUCCACCUUUGCGAAAUGGAUGCUGACACAGCAAUUGCGCGAAGUUGGUGUGUUAAGCAACAAAGAAAAAAUUGAUGAAAUCGAAAGUUUCAUGGAUAUCUAUAGAAAUGUGUGGGCUGAUAACGCUAACGCUGUUAGUAUUCCUUAUUCUGGUACUGGUGCUCAAAAGACGGAUUUCACUCGGACCGGUCAGAGAACCAAACAAGGAUUUCUUACAGAUCUACAAAGCGGUUUAGCCCGUUAUGUAAAGAAUAAUUUCAUGGAUGGUGCACGACAGGAUGCAUAUGAUUUACUAUUGGGUAAUUAUGUGGUAAAAUAUGGGGCCACAUCCCCUUGGAUUGAUACUCGAACAAUGCAAAUUAAAUUGGCUCCUCAAAUUUUGCUUGCAUGUUUGGCAUUCUUAAUAUUCUUAUUUAUUCUUCCAUCGUUUGAAGGAUAUGUAAAUUAUUUUCGGUUCUUGAUGCUUAUUGAUUUAGUAGUGGUAGUGUUCCUACUUCAAUUUAUUUUGGAGAAUGGCGGAGAAUUUGUAGAUUGGCCUAAACUUGUUGCAAGAGAUUACCGAUCUUAUCAAACUAAAUUUAAUACAACAUCACCUUAUAAGGAAAGAACGGGGCGAAUUAAUGAUUUAGGAUAUGAAGAAAAGAUUGAACUACAAAAACUCGAGUAG
Funneliformis mosseae is the source of this 2403-nucleotide messenger RNA. The record is from the annotation of a GenBank genome assembly. Lineage: Eukaryota; Fungi; Glomeromycota; Glomeromycetes; Glomerales; Glomeraceae.